AUGGCUGAAGAUCAAGUUGCUGCAGGGAUCAUCAUCCUAGGGGCUGGUGUCAUCGGGCUCACCAUUGCCCAUGUCCUCUCCGAAAAUGAGGAUAUCGCCCGUCGGCUGACGAUAGUGGCCCGCGACAUGCCAGAAGAUCUCGACUCUCAAGCCUUUGCUAGUCCUUGGGCUGGCGCAAAUUGGUCCCCCAUCGGUGGAUUCAACGAGAGGAUCCAUGGAUGGGAAACACUCUCCUUCAACAAGUUCUGGGAUAUGAUACCCUCCGGAUUAGUGAGGGAAUUGCCGUCAAAGGUCCUCUACACCUCGGAAUCCAUGCUAUCCAACAUAUGGUACAAGGACCUCGUCCGAAAGUUCCGCGUGUUGGACAGCUCAGAGCUUCCGUCUGGCACGUCUCCUGCGAUCGUCGCGGGAGUAGCCUUCUCCACGAUCUCCGUAGACCCGCAGACAUAUCUGCCGUGGUUGAAGGCCGAGCUCGUCAAACGCGGCGUUACCUUCGUCCGCAAGAAGAUCUCGAGCCUUGGCGAGGCCACGUCUUACGCCGGACCAGGAGGCGUUCUGAUCAAUGCAUCUGGCUUGGGUGCAAGGUCCUUGUUCGGUGUGGAGGAUCUCGCACUUCAUCCGAUCCGGGGCCAGACUAUCAUCGUCCAUUCCCCCAAAGCCUGGAAUGAGUGUCUUAUGGUCAUGGGUGACCAACCCUCUCCGACUGGGGAAUCCACGUAUAUCAUCCCUCGCACAACUCCCGGGGUUGUCCUCCUGGGUGGCACGUUCCAGCCCCACAACUGGGACGUCUCCGUCGACUUGACCAUAGCGGGCGGUAUAUGGGAAAGAUGCGCCGCGCUUCAGCCCUAUCUGAAGGAUUCGGAGACGCGCAUACUCAGUCACAACGUGGGCCUUCGCCCGGCGCGCACAGGCGGCCCGCGGGUGGAGACGACCUGGGUCGAAUUGGGUAGAAGCAGGAAUCGUUCCUCGCUGACGCCCUGGUACGUCACGGAGGGGUCAGCUGAAGGGAAGGUCCUUGUCAUACACGCGUAUGGCUUCGGGCCGGCGGGGUAUCAGAACUCAUGGGGUGCCGCAUACGAAGUCGCCAAACUACUCAGCGAGGCUUCGAAGCAGAAAUAA
Messenger RNA from Punctularia strigosozonata HHB-11173 SS5, 1119 nucleotides. RefSeq names its product FAD dependent oxidoreductase. The record is from RefSeq and is a predicted model, not a curated record. Lineage: Eukaryota; Fungi; Basidiomycota; Agaricomycetes; Corticiales; Punctulariaceae. The transcript is spliced from 8 exons. The coding region runs from base 1 to 1119 and encodes 372 amino acids. Gene Ontology annotation, molecular function: FAD binding; D-amino-acid oxidase activity.